GCCGCCCGGGACUACAGCUCCCAUAGUGCCCGCGCCCGCCUUCUCCAAGCGCGGCGAAAGGCCUGGAAAGGACCUGGGCUCUGGCGGUGUCGUCCAGCUCCGGGCCCGGCCCGGCCCGGCGCAGGAAAUGGCAGCGCUGGGCAGAUCCUGUCAGGGCAUCCCUGCGGGUCCUGCCGUGGAGUUCCCCCAGGCUCCGGCCGCUGCCCCUGACCGCCACGGCCCGCCGGCGGCGGCGCGGGACGACCCGCAGCCCGGAGCCGUCGGCCACGACCGCCUGCAGCCGCCCAUGAUGAUAAUGGCAGGGAACGGAAACGACGGUGCCGAUGGCGGCGGCUCCUCCGGCCUGCAUCUGCAGAGCGGCUUCGACGUUGCCUCUCUGGCUGCGCUCGGAAGUUACAACGAGGGCUUGACGGUCGCCCCGGUGGGCUCCUUCACCAGCGCGGCCCACCCGCACGGCCUGCACCAGCAGCAGGGUCACAGCCAUGUCUCUGUUCGCUGUGGAAAGAAGCAUAAGCUAGAAGAAGAGGCGGAAGGUUGUCCUGUGCGGAAGAAGAGACUGACAGGAGCCAAAAAUUGCCCUUUGAAUCCCAACACUGAAGAAUGGAUUCUCUGUGCAGGUCAGCAGGCAGCUAGGGAGGUAACAAGUCAGUAUGGUGGCAGCGGUCCUGAAACUGCCAUGUUAGAAAUUCCCUGUGAAGAAAUGGAUCAGACAAUGGGGGAACAGCAAUGCGAGGUUGCUCGCAGGAAGCUUCAGGAAAUUGAGGACAGGAUAAUUGAUGAAGAUGAGGAAGUUCAUGCUGAUGGAAAUGUUAGCAAUCUGCCCACUCUUAUCCUGUCAGAUACCCUUAAAAAAGGGAUGAAGAGGGAUUUUGGUGAAGUCCUGACAAAGAAAAUAAUAGAAUCUAUGAGCCGUCCUUCUAUGGAGCUGGUGCUUUGGAAACCUCUUCCGGAAUUUCUCACAGAUAAACUGAAGUCUGUUUCUGUUAAGAACUUCAAGCAGCAGAGCACAGAAGGGUGUCAAGCUAAGCAGUCAACACCAAGAGCUGCUUUUGACCCACAGACUGAAACAUUCCCUGAAUCACAACAGACUGCCAUGUCUCCAGAUCCAUAUGCUAGUUUGGGAAUCUCUGGGUGUGCAGAAGAAGAAAUGGAGUUGUAGAUGCCAGAUUUUAGUCUGAAAGUGGUGAGCUUCUGCUGUUUUUUGUUGCUGGUUUUUGAUUCCCUCUUUCUCUCUGGUUUGAUGUGUGAAUCCGAAGUUUUAUUAUUUGUUUUUGGUUUUCCUACUAACAAUCAUAAGAACGUGGAUUGGCCAGACACAACUUAAGGAAACUGAAAAAAAUCCAAGAUUUCUGUACUCCAUUCUGUUAAAUAUUCUUGUUUUUACUGAGAAGGUAAUCCAGAGGCCUUUGGAACAAUGAAGUAGAUUUCCAUCUUGCUUAAUGGUGAAAUAUCCUCUUAAUUGUCCUUGGUAAAGUGUAAAAUCCAAAUAUUGGAUGUAACUGUGGCUCAAGGCACAUCUUUCACUUAGUGAGCCGUUAAGACUUUGGUGCACAUACUAUGCUUGGUCAGUUAGUUUAAUUUGAAUUACAAAAAGGUAUGGAAAGGAAAAAAUACUUUUGAGUCUAGUCACGGAUAGAAAAGCAAUCCCUAUAGAAAUACAGCUUUUCACACUUGUUUCAGCUGUGGUGGUUUGUACUCGAUGUAAACUCAAAUGUCAAAAUUAUACAUUCUGCAGUGUGGUAGGGAAGGAAUGUUAUAGCUGAGCAUAAGCCUCUUGCUUUGUAGAAAGUAAAACCAGCUACUAACUUGCAAGAUACCUACUAACUUUAGUCAUCUUUGGUUCAUUGGCUCCUAAAUUGUGUUUGCGGGUUUUUGAUGCCCCCCUCCCCAAAUGAUGCAAAGUCUGGAGAAAAGUGGUUCUCAGCCAAUUGAUGCACAUUUUACAUUGUGCUGUGAUUCUUUGUAUGCAUCGAGUUGGAAAGUCAGUUGAAGACAGUGUAACUUUUGAUUAAUAAAUGGCAUCCUUUAAUUUUGAUAAACAUGGUAUGUAAAUCAGAUAACAGGGAGCUGAUUUCUGGCGUAAAGAGGGUCAAAUGCUGAUUAUCAUCUGUAACCACGUCCCGGACUUCGAGACUGCUGGCACUGGUGGUGAAGUAAAGAAGAUGCUUGUCUUCUUCCUGAGGGAAUCUAGACUUAAAAUUUAAGCCAGAACAUGUGCCAUUAACAUAACGUCACAUCGUUUAUACAGAUUUAUGCCAAAAGAAUUUGGUACCCUGCUUAGGGUGUCAAGAAAAGAAAUCCUCAGUGAGUUACUGCUUGUACCUUUCCUCAAUGCACAACAGUUCCAUUAUGCUUAAAACCCUUAAACGAGGCAGAGAAUCUUACCUUCUGUUCUUAAGUCCUUGAGCUUUCUCAGAGAUCUCUGAAUUGAGGCUUUUCGUAAGAAAUUCCUUUCCAAGUGAUAGGUUCUGUUCAGAGUCUUAGCAUCCCAGUCUGGUUUUGACAUCUUGCUAACAUAAAGGAGCAAGUACACAGUAAUGCAGCUGUUUGCAUAAGAAAAAUUUACUCUUCCUUUGCACAGCUAAAUGAUAAUCUUUGUGAUGAUAUUUUUUACUGUUGAAUACCCCAUAGUCGAUACUUUAAAAUCAAGCUUCUCUUUUUGCAGUCAUGCUUUCUUUUCUUUUGGCUGACAGCAGAAGCUUUGUUCAACCGAUACCCCUAUUUGUUAAAUCCUGUCUAUCUUGCUGCUCUUGUCGAAGGUUGUGUGAAAUUUGCUGUCUCUUGCUGAAACAUUUCAGAGCUUCACUAAAAACAUUCCAACAUUUGAAUAGGUAUUGCUCUGGAAACCAGUGUAUAACUUUACCAUUCUGGAACUUUUAUUAAAUUGGAGAACGUGUGCGGCUUUAUCUUGCUAUUAUGUCUAAUUUCAUUUCAGGGUCUGCUAUAAAUCUCUUGCAUGUACUGCGUAAAAUUUCUCAUGUGUUAUUAAGCUGCUGAACGUGCUUAAAAUCUAUAGCCUUUGACAUGCUACAUUGCUUGAGUAUAAAGUAAAGCAGUGCAGUUUGGAGAAGGCUGUAGUCACUGCUGGUAGAAAAUGUGGUGCCUCCAAAUAAUUACCUGUUUUUAAGCUUGCAGGAUUAUAGUGAAAGUUCAAGGUUGGAACUGUUUUAGCUGAUAGCUCUGAAUCCUAAAUAAACAGAAAAGAAAGGAUAAAAAAUACAAAAAUUUGAUGAAACCAUCUCAGCAACACUAGAACUGCGACAGAGGAUGUAGAAAACUGCGGGAGGCCUAAAUACAUCAAAUCUAGAUGCAGGGUUUUGCCUUUUAAAAAUGACAAAUUGCAUAUCAAAUUUGCAGAGGAGGAAAUUUUUGUAGAUAGCUUUUAAGCAUACUUUUUUCCUGUUAUGUUUGUACCAAAGGUUGACUUUCAGAGAUGUAUUUCCUCUUAAUCGUUUGAUGCUAAUAUGGCAUCACUGACCCCUGUUAUUCUGCCAUCUGAAACAAGAAUAUAGUGGUGGACUAUUGACAAAGACCAUGAGAUGGGAAAAAACUGUGUCCAAGAAAUUUGCUUUGGUAGAAAACAUUUAUUUUAAUUUUUUCAUACUUAAUUUCUGCCCUUGUGAUAGGAGAGAACAGGGUUGAAUCGCUUAAAUUGAUGGGGGCGGAGAAGAGUGGGGUAGAGCAGGAGUCAAGUAUCUAGGAGGACUGAGCAAGAUUCUUGCUAUAGCAAUCAUUUGGAGAGGGUAAGAGAGAACAAGCUACUGGGUGUUCUCAAACUUCUGUAUUUGUAACAGUUUCAUUUGUUGUUGGCUUCCUUAAGACUUCUGCUAAUGCUGUUUACAAGCGGGAUGGCAAAUGUGAUGCAGUAUUAGGAAAAACUUUAUUUUGAAAUAUGGAAGAUCUGAUUCUGGUCUGUGUUCUCUUGGGACCAAAUCGCCCUUUGUAUGUCAGUUUUCAAUAAAUUUUCUAAAAUAUUUUUUAGAUGGCUGUGUUUCAUUCCUAAUAAAAGUGAAAACCUUGA
Gymnogyps californianus (California condor) is the source of this 4021-nucleotide messenger RNA. RefSeq names its product coiled-coil domain containing 117 (gene CCDC117). The record is from RefSeq and is a predicted model, not a curated record. The transcript has 6 exons. NCBI's taxonomy places the organism in Eukaryota, Metazoa, Chordata, Aves, Accipitriformes, Cathartidae. The coding region runs from base 128 to 1159 and encodes 343 amino acids.